This is a messenger RNA of Aegilops tauschii subsp. strangulata, 549 nucleotides long. RefSeq names its product BTB/POZ and MATH domain-containing protein 2-like. Gene Ontology annotation, molecular function: protein binding. Lineage: Eukaryota; Viridiplantae; Streptophyta; Magnoliopsida; Poales; Poaceae. Gene Ontology annotation, biological process: protein ubiquitination. The record is from RefSeq and is a predicted model, not a curated record.
AUGUCCGUCGUCGGCGGCGAGCCGUCGCUGUCCGCGUCGGCCAUCGUCGCCCCGGCCGUGUCCGGGUCGCACGUCCUCCGCAUCGACGGCUACUCCCUCACCAAGGGGCUCGGCAACGGCAAGUACAUCGCCUCCGAGGCAUUCGCCGUCGGAGGUCAUCGAUGGCGUCUUCUCUACUACCCCGACAGCCUCGACUCGAACGACUCCGACUGGAUCUCCGUCAUGCUGCACUGUGAUCAGGCCGAUGAUCUCGAUGAGGUAAAGGCCAAGUUCACCAUGAGUUUGCUGGACCAACAUGGGAACCCUGUGCCUUCCUACAGCAAGACCAGCCCGCUGUGCAGCUUCUCCGGCAGUCAAUCGUUGCAGUGCCUUGCGACGGGCUAUCAUCUCAUCAAGAGGAGCGAGCUUGAGGGAUCGGUUUACCUCAAGGGCGAUCGUUUCAGUGUCAGGUGCGAUGUCACCGUGGCAAAGGAGAUCUUCACCAAGGCCAUCCCGGUUACGAGACAGUUUUUUAUCUUCACCGUUCGUUAUGAUUGUCCCGCUUCGUGA